Messenger RNA from Nerophis ophidion (straightnose pipefish), 5945 nucleotides. It is a transcript of the gene necab2, whose product is annotated as N-terminal EF-hand calcium binding protein 2. Gene Ontology annotation, cellular component: cytoplasm. The record is from RefSeq and is a predicted model, not a curated record. Bases 80 to 1375 code for a protein of 431 amino acids. Gene Ontology annotation, biological process: regulation of amyloid precursor protein biosynthetic process. Gene Ontology annotation, molecular function: calcium ion binding. NCBI's taxonomy places the organism in Eukaryota, Metazoa, Chordata, Actinopteri, Syngnathiformes, Syngnathidae. The transcript is spliced from 13 exons.
GAUGUAACUGGGGGAAAGGAGGCUGGGAGGGGGCUGGUCUCCCCCAUAGAGCGCAGCAUGAUCGCUCCCGAGCAAAAGGAUGUGUGAGCAGGCAGCGCGCUACUGUAGGGACGGAGUCCACAAACUGCUGAACAAAGAACAAGCCAAACUUCGAGCGCAAGAAAGCCGCGAACAGCCCCAGCUCGUCACCAGUCAGGACAGCGAGCCCGAGACGGCAGCGCAGUCCGGAAACAGCGGCGUCCAGCCCGGUGGAAUUGACGGGCUCGUCCGCUGGAUCGUCACCAAAAUGAGCGACAACAAGAACAUCUCCAGCCGGGAGUACGCCUCCAGCAAGGAGGAGGCGGCCGUGGCUCAGGAGCAGUUCUUCGCCCCGGAACCGCGGAGAGGCAUCUCCGUCAUCCUGGAUAUCUUUAGAAGAGCCGACAAAGAUGAUGAUGGUAAACUCUCGCUGGAUGAGUUCCAGGCUUUCUUCUCUGAUGGCACACUGAACGAGGAGGAGUUGGAGAAGCUGUUCCACACCAUCGACUCUGAUAACACCAGUAAUGUUGACACUAAGGAACUCUGUGACUACUUUGCCAAGCACAUGGGGGACUAUGAGGGAGUUCUGGCCUCACUGGAGACGCUCAACCUUUCCAUCCUCAAAGCCAUGGACUUCACCAAGAAGGUUUAUGAGAGAGGAACAAACGUGGAGCAGUUUGUGACCCGUUUCCUUCUGAAGGAGUCCGCCAAUCAGAUCCAGUCCCUUUUGAACUCUGUGGAAAGUGCUGUGGACGCCAUUGACGAGCAGCACAGCCAGUCCGGUCAUACUCCUGCUAAGACAAGUCCUCGGGUGUCAGAGAAGUGUCAUGACAACGUUGUCCCUGAUUAUCCGCCAAACAACAAAAUCAGUGCCAGGGGAGCUGUCAGGACCAUCAACACUGCCUCAGGUGCUGUGGAGGUAAGGAAAGAGGGUCUGGAUGCUCAAAUCAAUCGCCUGGCUGAACUCAUCGGACGACUGGAGAAUAAAACUGUCUGGUUUGAUCUGCACCAAAGGCUAACAGACACAGACGGCACCACCAGCGCAUCGUUAUUGCUGAUCCGUCAGGAGAUGGUUGUUUCCCAAAAGAAGCUUGGCGAGUUUUGUGAGGCUCUGAAGCAAUACCUGAAGAAUGUUUCCACUCAAAGGGACUGCUUUCAUGUGACUGCGGUGCGUCUACCAGAUGGUUUGUCCUUUGUGGUCUAUGAGUUCUGGGAUGGAGAGGAGGAGUGGAAGAGGCACCUUCAGUCAGGCCCCAACAAAGCCUUUCAGCAUGUGAAAGUGGACACGCUGUGCCAGCCAGAGGCCAUUUCCUCUGUGGCCGUGCCAGCCGCCUGGUGCAGCGUGAACCGGGCUUGAGCAUGAACCACAGCCAACAAGACACCGAGACUCUUGGACGCCACUCCUUUUACCUUUCCUUUGCAUUUCUCCCUCUACCACGUCCCUCGAAAGGUCUUAAAAAUCCAUGUUUACACGGUGCAAAUGAAUGGUGUCUGCGGCAGUGGCCACUGAACAAAGUGCAUUUGACAAUGUGAACAGAAGUACAUUUGCAUCCAACCAUCGUAGUUUGCUGGUCAAUAUUUAGAAUUAUUCUUAUGAGUUGUGUUCUAGCCAGUUGGCGUUUGUCAUGUAGCAUGGACAUCUAUUGAGCUUUUCAUGUAGCAGGUACCUGGGCUACUUUGGAAGGUCUGUUUGGCAAUACAGCAUUGUUUUUAAUCGAUCACAGAAAGCUCAUCCAUGUAGCUUUGACUCUAUAGAAUCUGUUCAUUUCACAUUUGGCCUUGCACACGGAAAUGGUUUGCAAUUUUUGUUGUCAUUCGUAGCCGACCACACAGCCUAUUAUCCAUUUUCCUCACAUAAACUAAACAAGUAAGUAUUUAUUCCCAUAGAAUUUCAGCUCAGACCUUUAUAGAGAUUUUAUGUUCUCACUUUAUUCGCACGGUCCAAAACAUGCAAGUUAGCUUAAUUGAGGACUCUAAAUUGUCUGUAGGUGUGAAUGUGAAUGCCAGUUUGUCUAAAGAGUCCAGUGUCCCACACCUCUCGCCUAAGUCGGCUGGCACAGGCUCCUGCUCACUGGUGACCCUAAUCAAAAUCAGCAGUAGAAAACAAAAAAAAUGUGUGAAAAUUCUAUCAUUUGAUGAAGCGCUAACAUGUGGGGCAGUGUUAGAACUGUAGCUUCAUACCUAAUGAUAAAACAUUAUGUUUCUGUAAUAUUUACAAUAUUAUUGAAAGGGAAAAUCAUGAGAUAUUUCAUUUUAUUUCGCUCAUGGUAUUAGUAAUGACAAAACGCUGGGCCACCUCCAGUGUCUUAAGUCUUGAGAAAAUUCUGGCAGCUGAUCCAAAUUAACAUGGAAAACCCCAAUUUGCUAUACUCACCAAUGAUGAACGAAUCCAGCAGGAGCAAAUAACCUUUGUUUUUAAUAAAUUAGCUUAUUUUACAGACUGUAAGCCGCACACAAAAUUUCACAAGAAAAAUGUUCAUAUUCUAGCCGGACCGGACUAUACUGUAAGCCGCAGAUAUAUACCAGUGCAUUGGGAAAUGAAAUGUGUACGUAGAAAGGUUUUGUAAAUGUUUAUUUACAUAUUUUAAUUUUUAGAAAACGCUGCCUUUUAACACGGCAGUAAAACGGCUGAUCAAACAAAACAGAAACGUCAUUGAUGUCCUUAUUUAUCCUUCAUGAGAUGAAUAAGAUGUUCUCCUUUUUAAUAAGGUUCACAAUGUUUAUUAAGAAUUCUUAUUCUUUGUACUUUGUAAACACUGAGUUUGAACAGUCUGGAAGGUGGAACAUUGUCAUACUUUCUUUCUUUCCUUAAUUCAUUCCAUAAUUUAGCUGCUAGCAAAGAAAAAUUCAUGGAGGAGCCGCACCUUUGUAUAAACUGCAAGGUUCAAAGCUUGGAAAAGAAGUAGCGGCUUAUAAUUACAGUAUUAUUAUCACUUAUGCUGUAAAAGCUGUAAAAUUGCUAUCAGGUGCCAUUAGCACCACCUAUAGCAUUGACAAAGGGCAACCGCUGUUGUUUUUAAUUGGCACUGUAGUUCUGUGUGCACUAUUACUACUACUAAAUAAUGCACAUCUUUGCCAUUCCUUCCCCUCUCACACAAAUCCUCUGGGCUGGAUUUCAGUCCCUCUGACUUGGAGGAUAAGUAGUAAAGAGUAGGGUGCAGUUACACUGGCUUUUAGAACAAUAACAGCUCCCAGCAUGUGCAACUCUUUAAACAUGUUAUUUUGGUCAAGUUACAAAUCUACUAUUAAAUAAAGAAUGCAAUAAACCAUAAUGUUCACUCACACAGUAUUUGUAAAGAGACAUGCAUUGGUGGAUACUACAUUUGUUUUUCUUAAAGUUGGUCGACGAGGCCCACUGACACAGUGGCGAAAUAAAACACUAACAAAACAUUAAGUGUUUUUUUUAGACUAGUAACAACAAUGGCUGACACAACUUCACACACUUCUAACCAUAGGACGGUAAUCUUACUGUCAUAUAAUAAAUAAUAUGGUAUUCAAGGACCGUUAUGAUGAUUACUGCUUUGGAAGAUGAAAGAAAUUAAGAUGUGUGUGAAGCCUCCAUGACAUAACCCAGCACCAGCUACAAAGCAAGACUCCAGUAUUCAUAAACAUGUCUAGUUUACAAAUUUUAAUUGAAUUGGUUGACUUCAGUAUUUCAAUUGUGAGAUGGGUAGAUAUUUGCAGGCGACUUUUACCUUGAAACCUAGAGAGAAGAGAUUAAGAACAUAAGAAUUCACUUUUGGCACUUUUUGUGUCAUACUUGUCUAAAAUAAUGCUGGGUUGCAUAUUUUAGCGUGUAGAGAUUGUACAUAUGGAAAUGGUGUUAUGAUGUAAAUCUUGUCAGUCGUUUCUCUAUCAGUGGCGUGAUAUUGAUAAGUGCUCUAGCCUCUCAUGAAACCUGUGCUCCAUAGCAUCAGAAACUCCGGAAAGACGCACAAAUCAAUGACAUUGAAUAUAAAAGCCUUAACAAUCGCCAGGGUACUUUUUCUUUUAAUAAUGUUCCCAAAAAAUGUGUUCCUCGUAAACAAAAAAAAAAUGUCAAACUGAUUCCCACUGAAACAUUCACUCACACGUUUGACUUCAUGAUACCACACGCUGUAGCAGUCCGGCAAAAAUUGUAUUUCUUCAAAUGGUGGUUUUGGUUAUAUAUUCGGUACACCUAACAAAUAAACACCGCUCCACAAAGGAAUUACUCCAUUUUCCCAUGUGGAGAAUCUAAAAGUACUAUAGGCACACUUCUACCAAGCGGUACUUUUUGGUAUGGUACCCUCUAGGGGUGUCUGGAUCCGAUAUCAGCAAAAAAGACUUGCAUGCAUACUUGCCAACCCUCCCGAUUUUAUCAGGAGACUCCCGAAUUUCAGUGCCCCUCCCGAAAAUCUCCCGGGGCAACAAUUCUCCCGAAUUUCUCCCGAUUUCAAACCGGACAACAAUAGUGGGGGCGUGCCUUAAGAGCACUGCCUUUAGCGUCCGCUUUUCCUCCAUGCAAACAGCGUGCCGGCCCAGUCAGUUAUUAUAUGCGACUUUUACACACACACAAGUGAAUGCAAGGCAUACUUGAUUAACAGCCAUACAGGUCACACUGAGGGUGGCCGUAUAAACAACUUUAAAACUGUUACAAAUAUGCGACACACUGUGAACCCACACCAAACAAGAAUGACAACACAUUUCGGGAGAACAUCUGCACCGUAACACAACAUAAACACAACAGAAAAAAUACCCAGACCCCCUUGCAGCACUAACUCUUCUGGGACGCUACAAUAUACACCCCUCACUACCACCAAACCCUGCCCACCUCAAACCCCCCUCCCAUCUCCCAAAUUCGGAGCGCUCAAGGUUGGCCAGUAUGCUUACAUGUACAAUCUCUGAUACAAGCAGUUCUGCACCGAAACAGCCAGUUAACAUCUAAAAUGUCCUCCAGUCAACACUCAAAGUUGUUCUUUUCAUGUAUUUUAUUGAAAUCAUUUACAAAAGAUAAAUAUUGUAGGCGACAGGCUACUAAGAGCUAACAACUACACGGCCGCUAAGCACAAAAGUAUCCAGUAACAAAUGUGUCCGCAUCAUCAAACUUCCUCUGAUGACCUGAGUUUUAUUAAUUAUUGUGACCAUUGGGUGUUGUCAAAAAACAAACUAUCACUCCACUCCCAGAGCACAAAUCUGUCAAAAGGUUAGUGUUGGGUUUUUGUAAACCUACCAUUGUUCUUGGAGUAAUUUCACUUGCUCAAGUCUUAAACAUUGCACACUAGAAAAAUAAAUGUGCUAAAUAACAUGGGAUUAAUAUCGGUAUUGACCAAUACCGUUUUUGUGACGGAACUCUCCUGAAGGAAUCAAUAAAGUACUAUCUAUCUACUAUGGGUUCCAAUAUCAGUAUCAUAUAGGAAGUAAAAAAGUUAUAUUUGGACACCCCUAAUAUCCUCCACUUAGUGUGUUUCCACAACAAGUGUUAAGCUGACAUAUGUAAAUGGCUUCAAAAUGCUGCCUGUCAGCUUUUAUUUUUGCUCAUUGGGGUUUUAGUGAUGAAACUAAGGAAAAAAUCUUUAUCAUAUGUCACCUUUUUCAUUAAAAUCAUAUUUUCAACCUUAUUAAAAUGCCUCAAACAUAAUUCAUAAAUGGCUUACUACUUUGAAGCGAUAAACCGUAGCUUGUUUUUUGAGCAUUAUUGUUGUCGUGCUGGUCACGCAGGUUGCAAAAAUAUGUGAGGAAGUAAGUUGUCGUUCCACUGCACUACAUUAUUAAUAGGACAGCAAAUAGGGAGGACAAGUAGAUAGGGACGGUAAAUGUAGGGCAGUUACACUUUCCCAUUUUAAUUGGCAGCAACAAUCCCGUGACGUUAAUGGCUGGUGAGGCAUUGAUUCCUUCGGAGGCAGAUUUACCUGAACCCCCACCCACCCCUGCUCUUCAGGGGAUUUUCCCCUGAAAAGGAGAGAAAC